UUGUUGGGACAGGUGAAGUGAAGACUACAUGAUAAGGAUGGGAAUCAUUAAAGUGCUGAAAACUCAGUUGCUGUGCCAUCUCAUUAUCUGUUAUGUGUUCCUGGUCAGUGGGAUUAUUAUCAACCUGCUGCAGCUUUGUACUCUACCACUGUGGCCCAUUAACAAGCAGCUCGCACGCAAGAUCAACUGCAGAUUGGGUUAUUCCGUUUCUAGUCAAUUGGUGGCAUUGUUGGAGUGGUGGUCUGGGACAGAAUGCACACUUUACACAGAUCCAGAAAGCUAUUCACUCUAUGGCAAAGAAAGCGCCAUUGUUGUCCUCAAUCAUAACUUUGAAAUCGAUUUUAUGACCGGCUGGACCAUCUGUGAAAGAUUUAGUAUUUUAGGGAGUUCGAAGGUGUUGGCAAAAAAGGAACUUUCCUUUGUUCCUGUGAUUGGCUGGAUGUGGUACUUCCUGGAGAUCGUCUUCUGCAAAAGGAAUUGGGAAGAGGAUCGCAAGAAAGUAGUGCAGAGCCUGCGCAACCUUCGUGAUUACCCAGAAAACUUUUGGUUCCUGUUGCACUGUGAGGGCACACGAUUCACAGAAAAGAAGCACAAGAUUAGUAUGGAGGUGGCAGAGAAGAAAGGUCUCCCCAAACUCAAGUAUCACCUUCUUCCUCGGACCAAGGGCUUUUCCAUCACGGUCCAGAACCUCAGGGGAAAGGUUACUGCUGUGUACGAUACUACACUUAAUUUCAGAAACAACGAAAUGCCAACUUUAUUAGGGGUGCUCAAUGGGAAAAAAUACCAUGCUGAUUUAUAUGUGAGGCGAAUUCCUCUGGAUUCGGUCCCAGAGGAGGAGUCGGAAUGUGCGGCCUGGCUCCACAAACUCUAUCAGGAAAAAGAUGAAUUCCAAGAGCAUUACACACAGACAGGCCGGUUCCCAGGUCCCAUUACGAGCCCCCCGCGCCGACCUUGGGCCCUAUUGAACUGGCUGUUCUGGAUCUGUUUGCUGGUCUACCCUCUCUUCAGGCUCCUGCUGCAACUGCUGCUGUCAGGGUCCAUCUCCACCGUCGUCUGUACAUUUGUCUUCUGUUUUGCAGUGUCAGUUGGAAUCCGCUGGAUGAUCGGACAGACAGAGAUUGAGAAGGGUUCGAACUACGGGAAUAAAGAGGUCCAGUUGAACAAUAACUGAGAGACUGUCACCCACCAGGGAAACAAGAUCAUGCUAUUGUACUGUGAUGAGGGCACUUUCACAACAGGAACUGGCAUUAGCAAAGUGAAACCACCUUCAUAAGUGAAAUUUGAGGAACUCGUCACAUGAAGCUUUUGGAAAGACAUUUAAAUCAUUAAAAACACUUCUGUCAUGAC
Messenger RNA from Rhinichthys klamathensis goyatoka, 1347 nucleotides. It is a transcript of the gene agpat4, whose product is annotated as 1-acylglycerol-3-phosphate O-acyltransferase 4 (lysophosphatidic acid acyltransferase, delta). Gene Ontology annotation, molecular function: 1-acylglycerol-3-phosphate O-acyltransferase activity. Lineage: Eukaryota; Metazoa; Chordata; Actinopteri; Cypriniformes; Leuciscidae. The record is from RefSeq and is a predicted model, not a curated record. Gene Ontology annotation, cellular component: endomembrane system; mitochondrial outer membrane. The transcript has 8 exons. Bases 29 to 1171 code for a protein of 380 amino acids.